This is a messenger RNA of Haemonchus placei, 237 nucleotides long. The record is from the annotation of a GenBank genome assembly. Lineage: Eukaryota; Metazoa; Nematoda; Chromadorea; Rhabditida; Trichostrongylidae.
AUGGCUACAAAAGAAAACAACGGAGCGGAUAAAGUGACAGCCAGCUGCUCCAUUGAGGUGAUCAGUCCCGCCAUGGGUUUGGUGGCUGAGGACGCGGAAGACGAGCGAACCGACGAAGAGCGUCCACCCAGAGGUGACAAGGAAGCGGACGAAGCUUCUUGGGCUGGAGCAGGAGUGUCGGCAUCGCGAGACGUUGCGCUCUGCUCCGGUCUUGUAUCGGCGCUUUCGUCUUGCUGA